GUCCCCUCGCUGUUGGGGCAAAUAGCAUGGCGUCGUUUUAGUGCGUAAAUACAUAUAUCGUUUUCUAGGAAAUACUAUUUGUAAAUACUCGCGGAUUCUGUGAAACAGUAGUGUAGUAUGAAUAGUUUGAAAAUGAAGAGAUCUCCAUUGAGCACGCCGAGUGGUAGCAGGGAGAAACAAAGCUACAAUUGGAAGUCGCACGACUAUAAAAACAGGACAGGUUAUAGUCGUGACAAAAGUGAUGGUUAUCAGUGUCAUACCCCGAAAACUUCACCGAGUCAGAGACAUUCCGGGAAUGACUUUAUCCCGUUGAAUAUCAGCACUCCAUUGCCAGAGCACAAGAGGUUCAGUAAUAAUUGGAAUGGGUAUGGGUGCCGCAGUCAUCGUAAUUCAGGUAGUGGCGGGUUUAACCAUUACAGGAACCAGUAUCAUUCGAGCCCAAAGUCAAAUUUCAAUAAUUCAUACUCUCCUUACAAGCUCUCUGGCAAGCAGUUUUACAGCCAGAAAAGGGUUCAGCGAAAGGACACACGCAGGCAGAUUGACAUAUCAUCCUACGUUGAUAUGAAAUCCUUUUUGGAAGAUCCUUGGGCAGAAUUGACGAGAAAGUUGAACGGAUCUAAAGAGACAAAUGAAAACGAAUCGUCUAAGCUUGAACAGUCGUUACAAUCCAGCAUAGAUUCCAACUCGAAUGCUGAAUGUAAAUCUUUGUCGAACAUCGACAAUUCUUGUGCUAGCUCAAAAUCUAGGAACGAAUCUUCCAUGGAUGUGAAAUUGGGGUUGAAUGAUACAGAUGUUAGCAAUGAGUCGCAAACCGAGAGCUCGGUAGAUUUAAAGAUCGACAAUAUAAGAUGCAGUCAAGAAUCGGAAGAUGACGGCGUUUGCAAUAAUAAUAGUAGCACGAGUGAAGUAAUUCACAGUGAGAGUAACGUUAAUGAUCAUGCUUCGGAAACAAAUGUAGUUCAAACUCUUAUAUAACAGUGACAAAGAGUAAAAUGCACUUAAGAGUGACAAUUCUUCAAUUUAGUGCGUGGCACUUUUCAUAUUGUAUAUACAAGUAUUGAAUUGUAUGUAAACAUUGCAAAAAUCUAAGAAACGCUCGUUUCAGAUUUUUGGAAUAAUAUUCUAGCAUGUAGACAAAAAAAAAAACAGAUAUUAAUUUUUUAGUAAUGCAAACUCUUUUUCCGUCUUGAAGGUAGAGUCUAUCAGAGAAGCAUAUCUACCAUAUAUGCGAAGUAUGAUGUAUUGAAAUUAUCUUUUAAAUUAUAUUUUCACGAAAAGGCUGUGAAAAAGAACGUAGUUUACAUGAAAAAGAAAAAAAAAAUUAUACAUGUGCAAUUUUUCAGUAUAUACUGAAAAAGAAGUAUAACAGCAAGAUGAAAAGAAGUCUUAUGAAAGAAGAAGUUCGAAUAGAUUCAAUAUGUAAAUACAUUUAUUGGCCAAAAGUGUCAUAUAUACAAAUGAGAUUAUAUUACACUGUGUUACGAUAAUUCCAUGUACAUAUAUCUGGGACUUCUUUUCAUCUCAGUAUAAUAAGUACAUAUGGGAUAUGAGGGAACAUUAAACACCAAUUUCUCACCAAUAAAUUAAGAAGAAUUUAAGAUACAAUUAACAAAACGUAAUACGUUUUACGCUCAUAAAUUGAUUUUAAAUUCACCCGAACGAAGCAAUCGAUAGAAUACUUAUGUUUCCAAAUAUUGUUGGAUGACUGCUUUCGAUUGAUUUCAGUUCGUUAAUUCAUGUGUAUUUCUUGUAUUUUAAUACAGAAAUAUAUGUAUGAUGAAUUAAGAGUAUAUGUAUAAAUAUAUAUUGUAAUAUGCAUCUAGGCAAAUGCAAUAAGUUAUAUACAAACGUAGAAAUAAAUAAUCACAAAUCAUGCCCAAGCAUGAAUUUGAAAUUUAGUUCUGUCAAUGAUGCUGCAUUUAUGUAUCAUUUUAUUUUCGAUUGUAUAUUUUCGUUAGAAUUCUAUAAGUAGCAAAUUGUCACGUACAUUUGUUCGUAUUUUGAAUUGGAGAAAACGCACUAACGCAGUAAACUAUUUAUAAAAUUAAAAUGGCUACGAUACAAAAUUUGUACGAAAAUUGUUAUCAUAGAGAAAGAAAGAGACACACCGAAAAGUUGCUUAUUUCCGAACUUUACACAUUUUUAUACAACGUGUUUUAAACGAGCGCGUUGACUACCGUAGAAAGCGACAAACGUGUCCUAUAUGGUUGAUUGACAUACCAACUUGAUGUACAAAUGAUGAUCUGGUACAAAAAAUUUACAUAAUUUAAGAGAUUCCUGUUCAUUUCUCCAAAUUGUGAUCGUGCAAAAGAUGUAAUUGAUGUCUAACGCUGUAAUCUGUACAGGAGGAAAUUGUAUAAAAUAUACUUGAACUAUGUAGUAUUCCUUUACCU
Messenger RNA from Heterotrigona itama, 2393 nucleotides. The record is from the annotation of a GenBank genome assembly. Lineage: Eukaryota; Metazoa; Arthropoda; Insecta; Hymenoptera; Apidae.